Messenger RNA from Triplophysa dalaica, 3947 nucleotides. Its product is annotated as integrin beta-2-like. Lineage: Eukaryota; Metazoa; Chordata; Actinopteri; Cypriniformes; Nemacheilidae. The transcript has 16 exons. The record is from RefSeq and is a predicted model, not a curated record. Gene Ontology annotation, cellular component: cell surface; integrin complex; focal adhesion. Gene Ontology annotation, molecular function: amyloid-beta binding; integrin binding. The coding region runs from base 409 to 2718 and encodes 769 amino acids. Gene Ontology annotation, biological process: cell adhesion mediated by integrin; integrin-mediated signaling pathway; cell-matrix adhesion.
CAAGCGGAGGCUGCUGGAAACUUCGUCACACAGAAUCUUCUCAUAUCUACCCAUGACGGUUACGUCUCUAGGGCGCUGCAUUAAGUAAGUGAAGAAAAAUAUUUUUCUUUUGUGUGUCAUUACUUUUAUCACAUGGGAAUUCUGUAAUAAAUGUAUCAUUAUUCUUACUGUACUGUAUUCACGAGUUCACCUAUGCAGACAACGGUUAGCAGAAGUGUAAAAGGUAUACGCGUUUGAGGUGCUGUCCAGGGAGCGGGCUCCGCUAGGGUGAGCGUCUGCUAAAUGACUAAAUGUAAAUGACUAAAUGUCCCGAUUUCGGAAACGGCCCGAACCCAGAGCAAACCCCCUGGAUUCUGCUAACGGAGGGAGUUCGGGGAAGAAGCCGGGGAGUUGUUGAAAACCGUAGAGAUGACGCAGGAAAUGCUGCAAUCGGUUUGUCUGAGGGGACUUCUCCUGUUGUUGGUGGGAAAACAUGUGUGCACACAGGAGCAAUGCUUAAAAGCUUCUGUUAAAUCAUGUGGAGACUGCAUCAUAUCUGGACCUGGCUGUGCCUGGUGUAAAGAUUUGAAUUUCAACAAGCCUGGAGAGCAGGAAGCAGUACGUUGCGACACUGUUGCUGUGCUGACAGAUAAAGGGUGCUCAGCUAUAAUAGACCCCCAGAAUAAAUUAAACAAAAUUUCAAUCAAGCCCCUGACGAAUGGCUCUCAUCCAGUACAAAUCACUCCACAAGAAAUAGAGCUGAAUCUUAGACCAGGGAAACCCCACACAUUUACAGUAACUUUUAAAAGAGCUGAAGGCUAUCCUGUGGACCUUUACUACCUGAUGGAUCUCUCCUACUCUAUGAAAGAUGAUCUGGAGAAUGUUAAAAAGCUGGGAUCAGAUUUACUCAAUGAGCUUAAGAGAAAGACUGGCAAUGCCAGAAUAGGCUUUGGUGCAUUUGUCGACAAGACUUUGCUUCCAUUCACGGACACCAACGAAGUGAAGCUCCAAAGACCUUGUCCUGACAAAAAUGAACCAUGUCAACCAGCCUUUGGCUUUGAGCACGUACUUUCUCUGACUGCCGAUGGAAAGAAAUUCAAAAAAAUGGUAGCCAAGCAGCACAUAUCUGGAAACCUGGACGCACCAGAGGGAAGUCUGGACGCCAUCAUGCAAGCUGCAGUCUGCAUGAAAGAGAUCGGCUGGGGAAACAGCACUCGGCUGCUGGUGCUGGCCACAGAUGAUGGCUUCCACAUGGCAGGGGACGGUAAACUCGCCGCCAUUCUGGAACCAAACCAAGGAACUUGUCAGCUGGUCAACAACAAGUACAGCAAGAGCAACUUCUGGGAUUACCCAUCUGUUGGUCAGAUAGCUCGGAAGCUAGAGGAGCAAAAUAUACAACCAAUUUUUGCCGUCACCAAGAAAAUGGAAAGUGUGUACGAAAGCCUCAGUCAACUGAUCCCCAAGUCAGCUGUUGGAGUGCUUUCUGACGACUCGAGCAAUGUGGUUAAUCUGAUUGUGGAUGCAUACAAUAACUUAACCUCUGAAGUGAUUAUGGCCCAUGAUUUCCUCCCAAACCACAUAUCUAUUAAAUAUGCAUCAGACUGUAAAGAUGGAGAAAUGUUCAGUGACAGGGGGAGAUGUGCUAAUGUGGCUAUUGGACAAACGGUGGCUUUUGAUGUUACAGUGACAGCAGAGAAAUGCAUUAAAAACCAGACGUUCAACAUUGGGCCCUUGGGCUUUGGUGAAAAACUAAAGGUGACUGUUUCCACUCGAUGUGAGUGCGAGUGUGACGAUACAAAUAAACCUCAUCCUCACUGCGGGGGUAGUGGAGUAGUGGUCUGUGGUGGCUGCAGGUGUAACCAGGGUUUCAUAGGGGGGCAUUGUGAGUGCCAGAUAGGCCAAAAAGACGAAGCCUCAUUGAGAGCUCAGUGCAAGAAAGACAACGGGACGGAGUGCGAGGGAAAAGGAGACUGUGUGUGCGGGCGCUGCCAAUGUCACAUCACAGAGGGCAACAGUCAAUACUACGGCGAAUUCUGUGAUUGUGACGAUGAGCACUGUGAAAACUUUAACAAUACACAGUGUGGAGGUCAUGGCCAAUGCAAAUGUGGUAAAUGUAAGUGUCACGAAGGCUAUGAGGGAACGGCGUGUCACUGUGCAAUAUCUGAUGUAGCCUGCAAGACACAAGGAACCGUGUGUCACAACCGUGGCACGUGUGUAUGUAACCAGUGCGAAUGCCUAAGGGAAUACAAGAGGCCCUACUGCAAAGAAUGUCCUACAUGUCAAGCCCCCUGUCAACAAUCAGCGAGUUGUGUUGAAUGUUUGGCCUUUGAAAGCGGUCCGUUCAAGAAGAACUGCUCAGAAGCAUGCAAUCACCUUAAACUCAGCAUUAGUGAAAAACUGGCCAAGAGCGACUGUCGCGUCAAAGAUGCAGAAGGGUGCUGGAUGACAUUUACAAUGACUGAGCAAGAUGGAUUUGACAAGUACUUGGUCAAUGUCCUAAAAAGCAGAGAUUGUCCCAAAGGGCCAAACAUAGCGGCCAUCGUAGGAGGAUCUCUGGCAGGUGGAGCUCUGAUUGGUCUCUUGAUCCUACUCAUUGUCAAGGCAUGCCUUCAUGCAAGGGACCUAAGAGAUUGGAGAAGAUUCGAAGAAGACAGGAAACUUGAAAAAUUCUCCGGUAUCAAUCCAAUAUUCCAGAACGCAACCAUAAUUCAAAAUCCAACAUUUUCUGAAGAUUCUUGAGGAAACUUCAUGUCACAGAAAGGAUGUGUACAUUUAAUCUAUGGAUUUGAUCCUGCAAUAAUAUUGCUCUACCUUUUAAUGACCAAAGAGAUUUGUUUGUAAAAUGUGGUUCUAGCACACUUUAUAUAAAAUCAAUUUCACCAAUUCUUAAAUGUAAACACUUACUAAUGAUAAACAUGGGUUGGCUUCUCCCAUUAUUAACUCAAAGCAGUAACCUUUAGUGUUCGCUUAGCUUUUCAUUCCCUAUUCAGUCUCUUUAUUGGCCCUUAAUUGUUCUUAAAUUCCAUUUACUGUGCAUUAUAUUGGAGUCUUUGCUCGUGGAAGUUUCACGAUUUACUGUAAAUGAAGGUCACAUCAUCACGCAGUGGAAACCUGUUGACAUUCUGAAAUAACAGAGCUUUCUGCUAGCACAAAGACACAUUGAAACUGUACAUCAGAGGUUCUCAAACUUUUAAAAAUUCAUGUCACAAAAUGUAUCUAAAACUUAGAAUCUCAAACUUAAAAUGUGAAAACACUUUAAAAUCAUCCAAUGAUGAAACAUCAUUUCUGUUUGUUUGAUUGCACAGAAGUUAUGCUAAAUUCUGUAUUUUAUAGAAAAAGUGGUCUUUCCUGGCGCCAUAGGGCUGUAUCCCCCAAUUUGAGAACCACUGCUAUAAAUAUUAUACAUGAAGAUUAUAAAUGAAUGAACACAAGUUUAUUUUUUGUAACACUACAAUUAUGUUACAUCUGUUAAAGUUAGUUUAAGGAACCGUUCACCCAAAAGUGAAAAUUCUGUCUUAAUUUACUCACCCUCAAACAGACUGGACGCCAGCCCGGUGAUCCAACAGUGUCCAGUCUGAACGACUCUGCGUAAAACUAAUGCAGUUUUAACACAGCAAGACUGACCUACCAUAGUUAUAUUCUCUAAUCACACCAGAAAAACAAAAUACUGCAUUGAACGCACUAGCAGCAGCCAUCCUCCCAAGAUGGUGCAACAUUCAACGGCGUGAUGUUGAUUUACAAGCUCUUUAGGCCUACUGUACUGCACGCACUUUAAUGGUUCGCUAUUUUAAAAUUUAUAAGAAAAAUAAAAAACCUCUCGUGAGUAAUGGAUAUCAGCAAACCUGAGGGGUUAAAGCUGUGGGAUUCCCUCCCUGACCUUCAACACAAGGAUAUAUUAUUACAUCUGAAACAAACUGCUCCUGAGUCCUGACAAACAUUACACAGCAGUCAUACAAAGCAGGGUGUUU